Coregonus sp. 'balchen' is the source of this 15901-nucleotide messenger RNA. The record is from the annotation of a GenBank genome assembly. Lineage: Eukaryota; Metazoa; Chordata; Actinopteri; Salmoniformes; Salmonidae.
AUGUGUUGCGUGUUUGCAGCCAGCCACUCAGACGAGGGGUCGGAUGUGGACUCGGAGCCUGGCCUGCCACUGAAGAGGAAACAGCGUCGCAGUAGGACCACCUUCUCAGCCGAGCAGCUGGAGGAGCUGGAGAGAGCCUUUGAACGAACGCACUACCCAGAUAUAUACACCAGAGAAGAGCUAGCUCAGAGGGCCAAACUCACAGAGGCCAGAGUACAGGUUAGUGAAGACAAAAACACACACACACACACACACACUCACACACAAGUACACAAGUACACAAACAUGGGCAAGCAUAUACAGUACACACACACAUGGACAGGCAGGCAUGCAUACAUGCUCAGACGCACGCACGCACACACACACACACACACAUUAUGGAGGUCUUUGUCCACAGUCCCAUACACCCCCUCCAGACAUCAGUCACAUGAGUCAGCUGUACACACACGCACACACACACACACACACACACACACACACACACACACACACACACACACACACACACACACACACACACACACAGGGCCCUACUGUGUCUUCAGUUAUGAGAGUUUCCUUUUUUGACCUGUUUUGUAAAAAAUAUCCAUACAAAUAAACUAAAAUAGAAGCCUGAAUUAGAAAGUCUUUAUUAAGAUAGAUAAAGUGAUUUCAUUGGUUUAUGUGCUUAAUUUAGACUAGUCUCUAUGUAAACCCAUGACUGAGUUAGACAAAGAGGUGAUGUCACUGUGGUUUCACUGGGCUCCAGAUGUUCAUACUGUAUCUCUAUGUCUGUUCUGCUUGAGGCUACAGCGCAAAUACACAUACACACACAAUGAAUACUUUCACAUAGGCAUGCCUAUUCGCACGCACACACACGCACACACACACACACACACACACACACACACACACACACACACGUUUAAAUUCACACACAAUGAAUAAACACGUAAGCAUGCCCAUACACAUACACACACGCACGCACGCACCACACACAAUAUUUUCUAUUUUUCACAAUAAUACAUAUUUCAUUUUUUUAGGUGUGGUUCAGCAACAGGAGAGCCAGGUGGAGGAAACAGGCAGGAGCCAAUCAGCUGAUGGCAUUUAAUCACCUGAUCCCUGGCGGUUUCCCUCCUUCUGCCAUGUCGAGUUUGCAGCCCUAUCAGCUGUCAGACAGCCCCUACCCUCCCACCUCCAUAUCACAAAGUGAGCACAACUUCACCUUCUAUUUCUUUCUAUGAUCUUGUUUUAUAUGUGCACACCAAAGCUCAUCUACAAAUCAAAUUUUACAUUUACAUUUUAGUCAUUUAGCAGGCGCUCUUAUCCAGAGCAACUUACAGUUAGUGCAUUCACGUAGGGGUGGGGGUGCCAAGAGACCAGAGGUGGCAGAAGAGAGUUCUCGGGUUGGGUUGUAGGGUUUGAGCAUAGCCUGAAGGUAGGGAGGGGCAGUUGCUCUUGCUGCUCCGUAGGCAAGCACCAUGGUCUAGUAGUGGAAAUGUUAUUUGUCACAUGCUUCGUAAACAACAGGUGUAGACUAACAGUGAAAUGCUUACUUACGGGCCCUUCCCAACAAUGCAGAGAUAAUAAUAAUAAAAUUUUAAAAAAUGGUAACUGGAAUAAAUACACAAUGCGUAACGAUAACUUGGCUAUAUACACAGGGUACCAGUACCGAGUAGAUGUGCAGGGGUACAAGGUAAUUGAGGUAUAUAUGUACAUAUAGGUAGGGAUAAAGUGGCAACAGGAUCGAUAAUAAACAGUAGUAGUAGCAUAUGUGAUGAGUCAAAAGAGUUAGUGCAAAAAGGGUGAAUGCAGAUAGUCCGGGCAGCUAUUUGGUUAACUAUUUAGCAGUCUUAUGGAUUGGGGUUAACCCCCCCGUUGUCCUAGGGUCAAAAUGACCCGCCACUGUGUUGAACCAACUUUAUUUAAUUUUUAUAUUUUUGGGAUCAUUUGUGAGAAGGAGGCAGUGAGACUUUAAAGAAAGUAUCACUGCCUCCUUCUCACAUAUGAUCCAAAAAAUAUAAAAAUUAAAUAAAGUUGGUUCAACACAGUGGCGGGUCAUUUUGACCCUAGGACAACGGGAGGGUUAAUCUGUUCACAGUCCUGUUGAUUCCAGACUUGGUGCAUCGCUACAACUUGCCGUGCGGUAGCAGAGAGAACAGUCCAUGACUUGAUGUUUUUGGACUCAAAAUCAAUAGCUAGCAGGAAGUCCAGGCCGCAUUUAUAGUACGAAGAUCGAAAGCUAGCGAGCGAGAGAGCGCGAGAGCGAGCGAUCGAUAGAGCGGCAGACGAGCGAGAGAUAGAGAGAGAGAUAGAGAAGAGAGAGAGCAGUCCCUAGUCGGAUAGCUAUAUUCUCUCGUAUUCGCCUUUCGCCUCUUCUCUCUCUAUCUCUUCCUAUCUCGAUCUCUCUCUCUCGCGCGCGCUCGCUCCUCUCGCUCUCUCUCUCUCGCUCUCUCUCUCUCUCUUUCUCUCUCUCUCUCUCUCUCUCUCUCUCUCCUCUCUCUCUCUUCUCUCUCUCUCUCUCGGAUAUAAUAUCUUAUAUAUAUAUAUAUAUAUAUAUAUAUAUAUAUAUCGUUCUCUCCCAGCAGUGGCAGAGCAGCCCAGUACGGUCCUCAGGCCUCAGCCCCUCCCCCCCACCUCGGUGCACCAGGGUGGGCUCGGCUCCUCAGCGGGGGCCCAGGAUGGUAGUUCGGGCUACUGCCUGUCUUCUGGACGCCAUGGCUUCUCCGGCUACUCGGAAAGCUUUGUGCCGCCCGGCCACUCCAACACAGUCAACCCCAGCAUCAGCAAUGGCCUCUCACCACAGGUCAGUCCACUGUUCACAGUCACGACUGUAGCUAAUAUAAUAAUAAUAUAUGACAUUUAGCAGCAGACUCUAUUAUCCAAAGAGACUUACUGUCAUGUGUUCAUACGUUUAGCUAGCAGCGCACACAGAAGUGCUUGCCUAUGUUCCUCUCUGCAACAUGUGGAUUCCAUAGUUUCAAUAAGACAUUUAGUAUAGGUUUUAUAUCAUUGGAAUGGAAAAACCCUGUUUAGCGGUUGGUUUUACAUAAUAUUCAGAAGGUAAGUCUAUAGACUAUCAGUAACAUUCAACAGCAUGUCUUAAGCCUUUCAGUAGCAUCUCAACAGUAAAUCUCAUCAUUUUCAACAAGGUAGUCAAUAUUCCAUCUAUAGAUGCUCUCAGAACCGGAUGUUUGUCAACAAUACAUGAUACUAAAUCAUUUCCAUUUAGCAAAAGGUCUCUUCUCAUUUGAAUAUGGAUCGCUUGCAUAUGAAUGUAUAAUGAAUAGAUAGGAGACAAUAGAAGAUGGAGGGAGUGUGAGAGAGGAUGAUAGAGCGAGAGGAAGAGUGGCAGACAGAAGAUGACACAAAUGAAAACUGAAAAGACAAUUAUGGCCGAUUUACACAGUCAUCAGUGUCCAUGGCGGGUUCUGUACACGGCGAGGGGGCCGUCCUAACAGGUGGAAAACAAGCUUUUAACUGCCACAAAGGAUGGCCAGGCCCCAUGCAAUGCAUGCUGGGUCCUCGCCUCAUGACAGAGAGAGGUUCACAGGCCUCCCAUCAGUGUCCUGCUUAGUGGAGAUAAACACAAACGCUUCAGGCACAUCUUCCUCUAUUUCUAUGACAAGGGGAACCCUGAGGGUGUGUGUGUGUUUGCUUGUCAUUUUCAUCAGCAAUGACAACCUGGUGAUCUGUGAAACCAUUUGGGAAAUGGAUGAUAAUUGUCUAUAACAUGUGAACAGCAUUAACCCAACUACAUUGGUUCCUCCACAACCUAGUGCUAAGUAGCCACAAGCCACCACUUGGUAAACACUAUUCCAUGUAUGGUUAGCUGUGAUUGGAGUAGACUUCACACACAGUAGAUGCUUUCUUCUCUACUAGGAGGCCAAAUCCAUUAGAUUACUUUUACUCUGCUUGGAGGCCAAAGGUGCUUCUCUCUCGUAGCUGUUUUCACCAUAAGCCUCCCUGAGACGGACUGGGCUUUCCUUAGAGAGAGUGGCCAUCUUAGCUUGCAUAGGGAGACACGCACGCAUGCAUGUGCAAGCACACAGCAGUAGAGGUGUGUGGGUAAAAUCACUGGGGAAGCCAAGCCAGGAGAAAAUUGCCAUAUUACAACCUAUGUGUAUAAUUGCGUUGUUUGGUCUAUAACCUUUUUGUUCAUAUGCCUUGCCACCGUGAUAUAUAGGCCUAAAGGCCGAGACAAUAAGAAGACACAGUGGCAGAAUAAAUUCAAUCACACCUGUGUUUCAUCAUAAAACUGGAGAGCAACCUCCAGUGAAGUCCACAAAGCAUAUUGCAUGUAACAAACAGUUACAUGACCUACAGCAAGUUAAUGUUUCCGACAUUUUCGGACUACUCAAAAACGAUUGAUUUUGAACCAUGGAGAGUUACCGCAAUUCGCAAAGAAAACAGGAGCUGCCUCCACUAUUCCAGCACCAUUUCAAUUUCAACAUUUCAACAUCAUCAAAUCACCUAUGCUUAGUCUAAUACAGUGACAACUAAAAGAUACCAAAAACAAUUUAGUCCAAUCAACGUAAGCUAAAUAUGAUGUGGCUGUCCAUGGCACUGAUUUAUGUGUGUGCGUGCGUGCGUGCUUGUAAGUAGAAGAAACAUGUUGACUCACACUACUUUUAGAGAAACGCCAAUGCCCUCCUCCUCCUCUCUUUAAUGUUGCUGAAACGGUCUAUGACUGUCAUACAGUACACGUUGACCUAGGCUACCUGGCUAAAAUGCUUGCUCGCUAGCCUAACUUCCUUUCAUGGGCAACGAUGAGCCAGCUAGUUAACAUUAGCCUACUACAUCUAGCUACAUAAUGCAUUUCCAUCCUCUAAGACAGGGUUCUUCAAUUCCGGUCCUGGAGGGCCGAAACAAUUCUGUUUUUUAUUUCUACCUGGUAGUUAAUUGCACUCACCUGGUGUUCCAGGUCUGAAUUAGCCCCUGAUUAGAAGGAGAGGAUGAAAAACAGAGGUGUUUCGGCCCUCCAGGACCGGAAUUGAAGAACCCUGCUCUAAGACAAGCGGCACAAUGUAUGAAUUUAUAAUUGGAUCAGAAUUGCCGUUAUAAUCAUUGGCCAGUACGGAGAAUUAAGUAAAACCACAAGUCCAAAUCCCUAUCUCCAUCCAUGGCUAAUUUAGGAAAGGGACAAUUUUAGGUAGCUACCAGAGGACAACACCACAACAAGAUGCAACAAUUCAUGUUUUUUCUGUAAAUGACGUUUGGCUUUUGGUUUGAUGUGAUUGGUGUGAAGCCAAAUCCAAACUGGCUUCCCUGACUGCAUCACUUCUUCUUUUUAUAAGAAACAUUAAUGUGCUGAAAAUCCCAAAUGGUUUGCAUAGUCAACUUACACACACACUUACCCCACCAGACAUGCCAUCAGAGGUCUUUUCACAGUCCCCAAAUCCAGAACAAAGUGUACAGUAUUAUAGAGAGCAAUUGGAACUCCUUUCCAACUCAUAUUACUCAAAUGAACAGCAAACUUGGUUUCAAAAAACAGAUAAAGCAACACCUCACAGCACAAUGCCUCUCCCCUAUUUGACCUAGAUAGUUUGUGUGUAUGUAUUGAUAUGUAGGCUACGUGUGCCAUUUUUAAAUUGAUGUAGUUCUGUCCUUGAGCUGUUCUUGUCUAUGAAUGUUCAGUAUUAUGUCAUGUUUCAUGUUUUGUGUGGACCCCAGGAAGAGUAGCUUCUGCUUUCGCAACAGCUAAUGGGGAUCCUAAUGAAAUACCAAAUACCCCUGACACUUGUUUUUGCUGCGCCAGGACCAUUCACAGAGGGGCGCUGUUUUGCUCGCUCACAUGCUUUCUCCGGUGAGAUACAUUCAGCCUCCUGCGAAUUGAAGGAACAUUAUGAAACAUAGACUAAAUAUAAAUUAUUAUAUAUUAUAUAUCUUGGUAGUUUUUUGGGGGAAGCCUGGCUUCCCUUGGCAUCCAUGAAUACAAGCCACUGGCACACACACACACACACACACACACACACACACACACACACACACACACAGUCAAAUGCACACAGUCAAACGCACACUUCUGGAAUGUUUGUGUCCAUAUGGAAUUGCAAUCAUGGUACGUUCCAGUGUGCUAAUUGAUUGCAAUGAAGGAAUCUAACCCUUAGUAAUGCGGUGUGUAAUUUAUGCAAAUGACUCACUUUGUUGACUAAUUUGUUUUAAUUAAUGUAUUCAUCUGCACUUUUUUAUGUAUACUGGAAUAUGCUCAUUUGCAUUUCAGACUGGAUGGCAUUUAUGUGAGGAUUUUAAAUUAAUACAAGAGAGGGAAUGCAAAUGAAUACAUUUUAUGACAUUAAUAGUGAGUGGAUGAAAACCUCUAAAACUUUACAAUUAGACCUACCAACAAAGCUCUGUAAUCUCUACACAGUAAAGCCUCGAUACUGUGGAUUGUUACAGUAUAUUGUUAUUUUGGGUUAUCUGAUCAUUAAACAGUGCUGAGUUAUUUGGGGCUUUAGUUAGUGAAAAACAGUUCCUGUGGUGUUUUUUGUAGCUCUGUGAAUGUUACGCUUUGGUUAUAUGGUGCUUUAACAGUAGUGUAUGAAUACGUCGCCACUGAGUUAGCCCUAUGCUAUGAGUAGUUCGGCCUAUGCCCUGAGUGGUAGUGCUUUGGUUGGUAGUAAAACAUAAAGGGAACUAUAUGACCAUUCUAGCCUGCCCCAGUAUACUGAGGGCUAGCUCCCUGUGGCGUGGGGUCUCAGGCGUCUGGCUAGCUGAUCCGAUGCAUACCAGAGGAAUCCGUUCUCACCAGCGCAGCGAGCGGUCAGGCUUUGCACACCGAUGAGACUUAAUCCCCGGAACCACCGAAAAACAGAGACACCGCCGGGGCUUCAAUCACAGAGCAGAAGGGCUGGAGAAAUACACACACUGGCAUACACUGGCUGAGACAAAUAUGUGCGCGCAUACACAAACAGUCUCAGACACACACAGGCAAUCACACACGCACACAUGUAAACACACAAAUGCAUGCACGCACGCACGCACGCACACACACACACACACACGCACGCACACACACAUACACACACACAUACACACACAAACAGUUUUUUUUUGAUCAGGUAGCCUUAUCAAAGGGAUUGUACACAGUUAUCUUUCCUCUAAUGCUUUCUCUAAUCUCAGCUCUGAGGACAUGUGUUAAAUACUCUCCCCAUGACAGCAGUACAACACAACAUGUCAUUCAGACCUAUAUGGUUUUGUUGUCUACGCCUGUCAACAUUUCCAGAAAAAAACCUUUCUGUAUACUUUCUCACCCUCAACCCACACACACGCACACGCACACGUACACGUACACGCACACGCACACGCACACGCACACGCACACGCACACGCACACACACACACACACACACACACACACACACACACACACACACUGUGAGAUGAAUGGGGUGUGUUGACCUCCAUAUGUUUCCCAUUUGUAGUCAGUCACACAUGAGCAUGUUCCUCAGACGCGUUAGGUUAGAUUCCUCUGACAGCACUCCUGUAAAUUACAUACCCUUAGACAGAUAGUGUGUGUGUGGCUGUCCGGCCUUGUGUGUGUGGACGUGUUUAACUAUACUUGUGGAGACCAGAAGCCCCCACAAGAAUAGUAAACAAACAAAAUUAGGGAAAAUAGGAUUUUGAAUGGGACUGAAUUGUGUGUCCCCACAAAGUUAGUUGUACACAAGACUGUGUGUGUGUGUCUGUGUGUGUCUGUGUGUGUGGCUGCCAGGUGGGUAAGCAACACCAUUAUCUUUCAAUCAUUCACCAUUAGCUCAGCAUUCUGACAUUUUCUCUGCCUCUUUUUAAACUCUAUUUUUUUCUCACAGUAUUGUCUCUCUCUCUCUCUCUCUCUCUCUCUCUCUCUCUCUCUCUCUCUCUCUCUCUCUCUCUCUCUCUCUCUCUCUCUCUCUCUCUCUCUCUCUCUCUCUCUCUCUUUCUCUGUCUAUCGGUCUCUUUCAUUCUCUUCUGUCUCUCACACUCCUGCCUAUCUCUCUCUUCUCUCUCUCCUCGCUCUCCUCUUUCUAAUUCCCCUUUCACUCCACCUAUUUUCCCCUUGUUUUGACGACAUCUCUUCUCACGCAAACUCUCAUGCAGCUGUUCACGAUGUAUCACCAAGGAGACCUCUUAACCCCUGACAUCAGAAACAAAAAGUGCCACACACACAUACACACACGCUUAUUGGAAAUGUGUCAAAGAAUCAUACUCCUUGUUCUCACGUACCCUGUGGCCUCUCCUUGUUGGCCCCACAAGGACACGGUGAAUUUGGGCAUCAAAUGAGAAAGCUGGAGAGAGAGGAAGGGAGGAAGGGAAAAGAGAGAGAGGGGUGGGGGUGGGGUGAAAGGGAGAGAGGGAUGGGUCUGUUUUUCUCCUUUACUAAACUGUCCAAACACAUAAAAGGUCAUUCAUAAAAGUAUACCAUACUGUUAAACACACCAUCUGUUUUAUCUAGCACACACUGAUGACAACAUCUAUCAAACAGUUAUUUACCAUAGGUUUUGUAUUGUGAAUGUCAUUUCAUAUCUUUAUGUCAUUUUUAUGUUUCAUGGUAGGCCAACUAUAAAUUGAACAUAGCAAUUAGGCUCCAUGAACAACCUUUUCAAUUCAAUUCUAUAGGAUACAGUAAAAAUUGCACAGAGUAAUUCUUGGGGGAAAAGGCUAGCUAGCAUGGAAGAUAAACGGAACUGUGCGGUCCCUAACCGACGCAGGCUCCCCUGUCCGUCCGUCAGUUAGGAAACGAUGUAACAGGAACCAUGUGUCUGGGUGAACACAGUAUAAUGUGUCUCUUAUGGUCACAACCAGGAGAGGACAGGAGGGGAGAGGAGAAGAGGAGAGAGGAUGAUAGGAGAGAAGAAAGAGAGGAAUAGAGAGAAGAUAGGAGAGGAGAAUAGAGGAGAGGAGAGAAGGGAAGAGGGGAGAUUAUUCUGCUAACUACCUGAUUUACAUUACACCAAGUUACAUAGUCAUCAUCAGCAGGAAAUAGGAAUCAAUAGGUAUGAUUUGGUUAGCCAAUGAAGAGUAGGUAUAAAUGUUAAAGGGCAACUCCGCCACUUUUCAACCUCAUAUUCAUUAUCUCCAGCACCAAACCAAUGUCUACAUACGUGAAAAUUGUGUUUCAAUGAUCUGUAGUUAAAAAGAUCAGAAUAAAUGCUUCUCUGUGACAUCACAGGGUAGGAUUAAAAGUAAAAUGACGCGGAGUUGCCUCAUAAAGUCUCAUAAAAGCAUAGCGUGAUUUUUAUAUAUUUUAUGGUUUUGUUUAUGUAAAGUUGAAUGUACAGUGAGGGAAAAAAGUAUUUGAUCCCCUGCUGAUUUUGUACGUUUGCCCACUGACAAAGAAAUGAUCAGUCUAUAAUUUUAAUGGUAGGUUUAUUAGAACAGUGAGAGUCAGAAUAACAACCAAAAAAUCCAGAAAAACGCAUGUCAAAAAUGUUAUAAAUUGAUUUAGCAUUUUAAUGAGGGAAAUAAGUAUUUGACCCCCUCUCAAUCAGAAAGAUUUUUGGCUCCCAGGUGUCUUUUAUACAGGUAACGAGCUGAGAUUAGGAGCACACUCUUAAAGGGAAUGCUCCUAAUCUCAGCUUGUUACCUGUAUAAAAGACACCUGUCCACAGAAGCAAUAAAUCAGAUUCCAAACUCUCCACCAUGGCCAAGACCAAAGAGCUCUCCAAGGAUGUCAGGGACAAGAUUGUAGACCUACACAAGGCUGGAAUGGGCUACAAGACCAUCGCCAAGCAGCUUGGUGAGAAGGUGACAACAGUUGGUGCGAUUAUUCGUAAAUGGAAGAAACACAAAAUAACUGUACAUCUCCCUCGGCCUGGGGCUCCAUGCAAGAUCUCACCUCGUGGAGUUGCAAUGAUCAUGAGAACGGUGAGGAAUCAGCCCAGAACUACACGAUAGGAUCUUGUCAAUGAUCUCAAGGCAGCUGGGACCAUAGUCACCAAGAAAACAAUUGGUAACACACUACGCUGUGAAGGACUGAAAUCCUGCAGCGCCCGCAAGGUCCCCCUGCUCAAGAAAGCACAUAUACAGGGCCUUCUGAAGUUUGCCAAUGAACAUCUGAAUGAUUCAGAGGAGAACUGGGUGAAAGUGUUGUGGUCAGAUGAGACCAAAAUCGAGCUCUUUGGGAUCAACUCAACUCGCCGUGUUUGGAGGAGGAGGAAUGCUGCCUAUGACCCAAGAACACCAUCCCCACCGUCAAACAUGGAGGUGGAAACAUUAUGCUUUGGGGGUGUUUUUCUGCUAAGGGGACGACUUCACCGCAUCAAAGGGAUGAUGGACGGGGCCAUGUACCUUCAAAUCUUGGGUGAGAACCUCCUUCCCUCAGCCAGGGCAUUGAAAAUGGGUCGUGGAUGGGUAUUCCAGCAUGACAAUGACCCAAAACACACGGCCAAGGCAUCAAAGGAGUGGCUCAAGAAGAAGCACAUUAAGGUCCUGGAGUUGCCUAGCCAGUCUCCAGACCUUAAUCCCAUAGAAAAUAUGUGAAGGGAGCUGAAGGUUCGAGUUGCCAAACGUCAGCCUCGAAACCUUAAUGACUUGGAGAAAAUCUGCAAAGAGGAGUGGAACAAAAUCCCUCCUGAGAUGUGUGCAAACCUGGUGGCCAACUACAAGAAACGUCUGACCUCUGUGAUUGCCAACAAGGGUUUUGCCACCAAGUACUAAGUAAUGUUUUGCAGAGGGGUCAAAUACUUAUUUCCCUCAUUAAAAUGCAAAUCAAUUUAUAACAUUUGUGACAUGCGUUUUUCUGGAUUUUGUUGUUGUUAUUCUUUCUCUCACUGUUCAAAUAAACCUACCUUUAAAAUUAUAGACUGAUCAUGUCUGUCAGUGGGCAAACGUACAAAAUCAGCAGGGGAUCAAAUACUUUUUUCCCUCACCGUAUGUAUAUUUUUUAUACAUUUUCCUUGUGUUACAUACAGGACUGCCUUCAAAGAAAGUCAGAAAUUAAAUAUGUUCUCACAAAUAUAUUCCUGGAAAAUGCAUUUAAUGAUUCUAGAGACUGACAUUUUCCUGAUGUGAACUGACAGAAUUUAUUUUAGGCCCAGUGGGGUUUAGUAACACAACUUUACUACUGUAGUAAAUUCACCGGCAGUCAAUUCCUGUUGUUCUUCCUCCAUCUUGAACUCUCCUCUUGUCUUCACUGACACAGCAUCUCCAAUCUGUACUGUGUGACUCUGUACAUACCCUAACUCGUGAUAUGAGUGCUCAAAUUGAACUUUCACGCAUAUGUCCUAGUGACAUGUAUGCAUGAUCUAUGCAAAAGUAUGUGUUACGUGUAAAGAAGUUACAUAUUACGUGUGCGUUUGUAUUAAUGGAUUAAGCCAUGUAAGGGCUGUACUUAUGUGUUCAUUUAUGCAUCAUCUGUAUGAGACAAAGUAUUAUUUUCUUUUACAUUUUCUUUUUUAUUCUACUCUACUCUACUCUAUCACACCACACUCCAUUCCAUUCUCUCCUCUGUCUCUCCAGGUGAUGGGGCUGUUGAACCCUGGAGGAGUGCCCCACCAGCCCAGCCACCAGAGUGACUUUGCCCUCUCUCCCCUGACCGGAGGGCUGGAGCCCGGGGUUGGCAUGGCGGCCAGCUGCCACGGCUCCCAGCGGGGCCUGGAGGGUCUGCCAGGCCUGACCAGCAUGCCCACCAUGCCCAGCUCCCAGUCCUACUGCCCACCCACCUACAGCUCACCAGCCUACGCCGUGGAACACCACCCCUCCUACCAGUACGGACAAUACGGACAGAGCAAGGUGGGUUUUUGAACUGGGAAUAUUAUGUACUAUUUAUUGCUGCACUGGCUGUGAUGGGUGAUUUGAAGGAGUCAGGCGCAGGAGGGUAAAUCACAGAAUAACAGGAUUUAUUCUGGAAUACAUAGUUACGCAGUAAAGCGUCAAAACAGUCCAGUGCGCAAAACAGGCGCACUGGAACCAACAAGGCACACAGGGAAAAAUAACCUGGUGAUACAAAAUACAAGGAGCUCCACCAAGCUUCACUAUCCUCACGGUAAACAAUCACACACAAAGACAAGGGGGCAGAGGGAACACUUAUACAGGUACUGAUGAGGGGAUAUGAACCAGGUGUGUGUAAUAAACAAGACAAAACAAAUGGAAUGAUGAGAUGAGGCGCGGCAGUGGCUAGAAGGCUGGUGACGACGAACGCCGAAGCCUGCCCGAACAAGGAGAGGAGGCAGCCUGGGAAGUCGUGACAAUAUCCCCCCCCCCCCCCCUUGACGCGCAGCUUCAGCAGGAGGACGCGGAGCAGGGCGAGCCGGAUGGCGACGGUGGAAAUCCCGCAACAGGGAGGGAUCGAGGAUAUCCCUCACCGGGACCCAGCACCGCUCCUCCGGACCGUACCUCUCCCAAUCCACGAGGUACUGAAGGCCUCGAAACCAGGAUGGAACAGACGGAGUACGCCAGGGCCCCCUCGAUGUCCAGAGGGGGCGGCGGGAUCUCCCGCACAUGGAACGAGGGGUUAAUACGGUAAUCUGGAGGGAAUAAUAACCUACAAGUAACCUUGUUUAUUCUACUCAGGACUUUGAACGGCCCCACAAACCGCGGGCUCAGCUUCCGACAGGGCAGUCGGAGGGGCAGAUUCCGGGUCGAGAGCCAGACCCGAUCACCCGGUACAAAGACCGGGGCCUCACUGCGGUGGCGGUCAGCGUUGGCCUUCUGGCGACACACGGUGCAUUGGAGGUGGAUGUGAGCAGCGUUCCACGUCUCCUCCGCGUGCUGAAACCAGUCAUCCACCGCAGGUGCCUCGGUCUGGCUCUGAUGCCAUGGUCCCAGAACUGGCUGAUAACCUAAAAUACAUUGGAAUGGCAUUAGGUUAGUGGAGGAGUGGCGGAGAGAGUUCUGGGCAUAUUCGGCCCAUGGCAAGAACACCGACCACUCCCCCGGCCGGUCCUGGCAGUAGGACCGCAGGAACCUACCCACAUCCUGAUUCACCCGUUCCACCUGCCCAUUAGACUCGGGGUGAAAACCAGAGGUCAGGCUGACUGAGACCCCCAGACGUUCCAUGAAAUCCUUCCAGACCCUGUAUGUGAACUGGGGACCCCGGUCAGACACUAUGUCCUCUGGCACCCCGUAGUGCCGGAAGACGUGUGUAAACAGGGCCUCUGCAGUCUGCAGGGCUGUGGAAGGAGGCGGCAGGCUUUGGAAAAGUGGUCCACAACCACCAGGAUGGUGGUGUUACCUUGAGAGAGGGGAAGAUCAGUAAGGAAGUCAAUACACAAGUGGGACCAUGGCCGUUGUGGAACUGGUAAGGGCUGUAACUUACCUGCUGGGAGGUGCCAAGGUGCCUUACGCUGGGCCCCUUCCAGGACGUCCUCUAGCAGCCAGCAGGUUGUCCAACUGGGUGGCCAUGUCCACCAGUUGAUCGAAGGACAACAUGGUGUCCCGGCAGGCUAGCUCCCUUCGGACGUCCUCUCAUAGAUGGCACUGAAAGUGGUCGAUUGAGGGCCCGCUCGUUCCACCCGGACCCAGCCGUUAGAGUCCGAAACUCCAGGGCAAAGUCCUGCGUGGUCCUCAUCCCUUGCCUCAGGUGGACCAGCUGCUCGCCCGCCUCUCUACCUUCGGGCGGGUGGUCGAAGACUGCCCGGAAGAGGCGAGCGAACUCCCUGUAGUUGUCCAAUGCAGCUCCUCCUUCACUCUAAACUGCGUUGGCCCACUCCAGGGCUUUCCUCGAGAGACAGGAGACGAGGGCGGACACCUUCUCCCACUCCGAUGGAGCCGGGCUGAUGUUCGAAUAAUAUAGCUCCAGUUGUAGGAGGAAUCUCUGGCAGAGAGCAGCUGUCCCGUCGAAAUCCCGUGGUCGGGAUAUAUGGAUCCCUCUGGGUGCUGGGGUGUGGGUGGCUGGAUCCGGUCACUCAGCUGGUCCCGACAGAUCGGGUUCUCUCCUCUCCAGGCGUUGGACGACCUGGAGAACCCGAUCCAUCGCUUCUCCCAAGCUGGCUAGCAUCGUCGAAUGCUCCCGGACCUGUGCCACAACUCCAGGCAUGUGCUCCUCUCCUGCUGACUCCAUGGCGGGUGUGUAAUUCUGUGAUGGGUGAUUUGAAGGAGUCAGGCGCAGGAGGGUAAAUCACAGAAUAACAGGAUUUAUUCCGGAAUACAGAGUUAUGCAGUAAAGCGUCAAAACAGUCCAGUGUGCAAAACAGGCGCACUGGAACCAACAAGGCACACAGAGAAAAAUAACCUGGCGAUACAAAAUACAAGGAGCUCCACUAUCCUCACACACAAAGACAAGGGGGCAGAGGGAACACUUAUACAGGUACUGAUGAGGGGAUAUGAACCAGGUAUGUGUAAUAAACAAGACAAAACAAAUGGAAUAAUGAGAUGAGGAGCGGCAGUGGCUAGAAGGCCGGUGACGACGAACGCCGAAGCCUGCCUGAACAAGGAGAGGAGGCAGCCUCGGAGGAAGUCGUGACACUGGGACUGUUAGUAACAUGUUUUAUUUUGUAUAUAUAUGUGUACUUGUGUGUAGUUAUUUCAGCCACUUCAUUGUUUGAAUGCAUCGAUUGUAAGUCAUUCAAAAAAUAAUUUCUAUUAAAAUACCUGUAUAAAAGACACAUUAUAUUAGCAUUAAAGGUAUACUAACUCCAUUCAUUUUUACAUAUAUCCGUAUACAGUCUCCUAUGAUUAAAGACCAUACUCAAGGUUUAGAUUUUCAGAAUCAUAACCCACGUUAAUUGCAAAGGCCAACAUGAUGAGUGAGCCUCUCGAAUCACGCUAUCAAAUCAGGCGGUGACAUUACACGUAUGUCAGAGACACGGCUAGUAGUCGAGGGGGCACUUCAGUUUACAUUACUAUUACCUGUGAGCAUUUACCCACAACAUAUAUCUACGUGGCCAGAUACAGAGGUAUGUCAGUGGGCCUCUCUCCCACAUAACCAUCAGCCUGUGACCUUCCACGACCCUGUGUCAUGAGCUGGACCAUCAAACCCUCCGCUCGUUCACCUAGCCAUGUAAUGACCCCUGGGUAACAAAGAUACCUCCCCAAAUCAAAGGAGCUGCUUCCCCAAAGCAUGUUUGACAGGCGGGGAAGAGUUAGUGGGGUGGGGGUGAGGGGCUGGGGAAGUACACUACCACAUGUUGACUGGCCCGUACCUGGCCCAUCAGUAGCGGCAUCUUGAUGUCAUUAAUUUGGGGAGGUCCACGCUCAGGACCAAUGUGCAGGCAGCUUGUGGGGGCAGGGGGUUGUUGGUAAGAGAGAGUUGGUUGGAAGGUAGGGUUGAGAGGGGGUCUUUUUAACGGGGAGCGAAAUGGCCUCUGGCAGGCAGGGAUUGGAACCAUGUGUCCCUGUGGAGGUCAGAUGCAGUCUGAGUUGUUAUUGAUCACUGGAGCAGAGCCACAUCCAGGACCAACGCAGCCAGGGCAGGCAGGCCCACUCUAACUCUCCCCAGUACAGUACAGCCCUGCCAAAGGGGAAAGCGCCAGAUCUGCCUCACACUCCUUGCCUCUCUUUAACUCCCUCACCCCCUCUCACCCUCUUCCUUACAUCCUCCGUUCACUCCACCUCUCACUGCUCUCUUCAACCCCUUCACCCAUCAGGCAUAAAGUUACCCUGGCACAGGAGGUAGAGACUGACAUGAAACCCAGUGGAGAAAGUGGAAACGCUUCUCGCUCUCUCUCUAAGCGAGAGAGAGCAGAGAGGAGGAAGAGGUAAGUAGAGCGAGGCGAGAUAGAGAGAGAGAGAGAGAGAUAUAUCUCUCUCCUCUCUCUAUCUCUCUCUCUAUCUCUCUAUCUCUUCUCUCUCUCUCAUCUCUCUCUCUCUCUCUCUCUCUCGCUCUCUCUCUCUCAGGUGCCUUUCAUUAUCUGAAGCCCCAACAUGUCCAGGACUGGAUGAGAUCUCUGGCCAACCUGACAGUCAACUCCGGAGAAAUCCCUCCUUCCCCCCCUUUCCUCCUCCUCUGCCUAUUCCCCACCCAGCCCCUGAGGAGAAGGGACAACCCCGAGAAAUGGACUGA